UCCCCUCCCCUUCCCGGUCCUCUUUCUGUCUCCGCCCCCUCGCGCCAAGGAGGCCUUGCCGCUUUAAGAGAGCGGCUGGCGAUUGACAGCAAUAAACCCCGAGCGCCGGGCUGCGCUGGAGUCUCUGGGAGCAAGGGGCUCCCCGAAGCCCAGGAGAGACACUUCAGAGCCCUCGCUGACGUCACCAUGCCAGUUGCCGCCACCAACUCCGAGUCUGCCAUGCAACAAGUCCUGGACAACCUGGGAUCUCUCCCCAGUGCCACGGGGGCCGCAGAGCUGGAUCUGAUCUUUCUUCGAGGCAUUAUGGAAAGUCCCAUAGUCAGAUCCCUGGCUAAGGCCCACGAGCGGCUGGAGGAGACAAAGCUGCAGGCUGUGCGGGACAACAACUUGGAGCUGGUGCAGGAAAUCCUGCGGGACCUGGCGCAGCUGGCCGAGCGCAGCAGCACCGCCUCGGAGCUGGCCCGCAUCCUCCAGGAGCCCCACUUCCAGUCCCUGCUGGAGACACACGACUCCGUGGCCUCAAAGACCUAUGAAACACCACCCCCCAGCCCUGGCUUGGACCCCACCUUCAGCAACCAGCCGGUACCUCCGGACGCCGUGCGCAUGGUGGGAAUCCGCAAGACCGCAGGAGAGCACCUGGGCGUGACAUUUCGCGUGGAGGGCGGUGAACUGGUGAUCGCACGCAUUCUGCAUGGGGGCAUGGUGGCUCAGCAAGGCCUGCUGCACGUGGGCGAUAUCAUCAAAGAGGUGAACGGGCAGCCGGUGGGCUGCGACCCCCGGGCCCUGCAGGAACUUCUGCGCAGCGCCAGCGGCAGCGUGAUCCUCAAGAUCCUGCCUAGCUACCAGGAGCCCCAUCUACCCCGCCAGGUAUUUGUUAAAUGCCACUUUGACUAUGACCCAGCCCGAGACAGCCUCAUCCCCUGCAAGGAAGCAGGCCUGCGCUUCAAUGCCGGGGACUUGCUUCAGAUUGUGAACCAGGAUGAUGCCAACUGGUGGCAGGCUUGCCAUGUAGCAGGGGGCAGCGCUGGGCUUAUCCCCAGCCAACUGCUGGAGGAGAAGCGGAAAGCUUUUGUCAAGCGAGACCUGGAGCUGACCCCAACCUCGGGGACCCUCUGUGGCAGCCUUUCAGGAAAGAAAAAGAAGCGAAUGAUGUAUUUGACCACCAAGAAUGCAGAGUUUGACCGCCAUGAGCUGCUCAUUUAUGAGGAAGUUGCCCGAAUGCCCCCGUUCCGCCGGAAAACCCUGGUGCUGAUUGGGGCGCAGGGUGUGGGCCGGCGUAGCCUGAAGAACAAGCUCAUCCUGUGGGAUCCAGAUCGCUACGGCACCACAGUGCCCUACACUUCGCGGCGACCCAAGGACUCGGAGCGCGAAGGGCAGGGCUACAGCUUUGUGUCCCGUGGGGAGAUGGAGGCCGACAUCCGCGCUGGGCGCUACCUGGAACAUGGCGAGUAUGAGGGCAACCUGUACGGCACCCGGAUCGACUCCAUACGGGGCGUGGUUGCCUCCGGCAAGGUGUGCGUGCUGGACGUCAACCCCCAGGCGGUGAAGGUGCUGAGGACGGCCGAGUUUGUCCCUUACGUGGUGUUCAUCGAGGCCCCUGACUUUGAGACCCUGCGGGCCAUGAACCGGGCCGCACUAGAGAGUGGAGUGUCCACCAAGCAGCUCACGGACACUGACCUGCGGCGGACAGUGGAGGAGAGCAGCCGCAUCCAGAGGGGCUACGGGCACUACUUUGACCUCAGCUUGGUCAACAGCAACUUGGAGAGGACCUUCCGGGAGCUCCAGGCCGCCAUGGAGAAGCUGCGGACAGAACCCCAGUGGGUGCCCGUCAGCUGGGUGUACUGAGAGCCUUGAUCUGGACGUUGGCUGGCUGACAUCUAGAACGUAAAUUCACUCCCUUCCCCGCACCUGGGACCCUGGCCACGAUCUUUAGCCCCCAUGUCUGGCUCUCUCUGGAUCAUGCAGUUCCCAGCAGGCACUGCAGCUGGGUUCAGUGCAGAGGCAGGCGAGUUGUCCGCGGGGUGUCUCUGUGCUCAGGUGCUACCCACACCCCUCCCGAUGUCCACUGGCCACCAAUGUCCCUCUCUCUAAGGGCUGAGCUGUGCCCAGAAGUGUCCCAGAGUCACUCCCCAACCCCCAUAAUGCUUAUUCCCAAGAAGAGCAAAGCUGUCUGGGGAGCUGUAGUCAGUGGGUAUAUAUGGUCCCUGGCAGCUUUGUCUCGUCUGGACUGGCCACACCCACCCCGAUCCUGGACUCCCCUCUCCUCUUACCAUAGUCCUAGGAACAGCCUUGAGCCGUUCCUGUGUGGCCAGGGGAGUCCUCGGCCCACUGGUAGCCAGGCGGACCCGGGUAAUGGUGCCAAUCUGGGCCAUCUUGGAGACCGGAGGAGCCAUGCUGCAGCUGGGUGGCACAGCCUGCAGCUCUGCCCGGAGCGAGUGAGGCUCCAUCCCUCGCUUCAUCCUCAGCUUCUCACUGCCGAAGUCUUUGCAGACUUCCCCAAUAUGCCCCUGGCGGAUCAACCCUGCUCCCAAACAGGGAGAGGCUGGCACAGGACGGCGAGCUCAGCCCAAGUUGGGAGACGGGGUUGGAAGGCUGAGCUCUCUGGUGUGGGGACCGCAGCGCCCCAGGCUUCACGGCCCGUAGUGAGGACACGCUGAGCUGUGUCCAUGAGCAUCUCUGGGUGAUGGAUCUAGGUGGCUCAUUGGCGUUAGGGGCUAAGGAGGCGUGUGUGCAGAACUGUGAAGCUGGGUUUGGAAACACACAGGUGCGCGCUAGCAGCUACUCGCCACAGGCUCCAGGGGCCGCUAUCCGCACUGCUGGCUGGGCGGCCUGUUUCUGACCCUGUGUGAGAGAGAGACAGAGAGAGAGAGAGAGAAAAAGAGAGAGAGAGUAUGUGCUUGGUUUGAGGGAGCAGAGACAAAGGGUUGUUUUCUUUAGAAGGUAACUCUUUGGGGACCCUUUAUGGAUCUCCUGUCAGCCCUGGGUUUCUUAACAAGGCCCUUAUCUCAGCCCCUGGGCGCUCCCCAGACAUCUUCCUCGGCUCUCUAUCAUCCCCCAUCCUAAAUACCACCCUUCAGCCCUUGGGGAGGGUGAUCUUGUAAAACAGGAGAAUCCUCUUAAGAGAAGAAUCCUGUCCUAGACAUUCCAAGGCGUCUAUGUCAUCCCUCACCCUCUUCCUGAGGGGGUGCCUGUCCCUACAAGGGUCUCCCCCAGUUCUCCCCCUUUCUGUGCCUCCCAGCUCUUCUGUCAGUGAGUCUACGCUGCAGAGUCAGCCAACACUGACCCCUGAACCACUGUGUGCCCGUUUCCUAGGGAAGGGGAGGGAGAAUGAACAGAAUAUUUAUUACAAAUGCUAGAAAUAUAUUUAUUAUAUUAGGAAGCUCAUUUGCAUAGGAUGUGCCAAUGGGACUAGAGGUCAAGCCUGAUCCCAGCUCAUCUGCAUAGCUCUGCAUAUACGAUGCAGCCAUCUUCAUAGUCUUUGUUUCUCCUUUAGUUACUGUCCUGUCCUUGGUUCAACAUGCCCUCCCUCACCCUCAGUCUGAGGGGACUGGGAGGGAAAUGGACCAUUUUCCAUUCACUACAACAUGGACUUUAUCUGCCAGUUCUCACCUCCCCUGGAGGACUUGGGUGCAGAGGCAGGGAAGGGUCUGUUAUGACAGCUCCAUCACCUUGGUUAACCCACAAAGCUCCCCCUUCCACAAGAUCUUUACUCUUUGAUGGGGAUCAGGUAGGUACCAUACUGGAAAAUUGGCAUGAGCCCUUCCCUGUGGUGGUAGUCCCAACACCUUCCCUUUGGUGUUGCCCAAGUGGCAGGGCUGGGCCCCUCCUCUCUGAACAGCCUCCUACCUCUCCCGCAGAGCCCCACUAUGCUCCAGGUACCCAUCAGGUGAGAGCAGAGGCCCUGGGCCGCCUCAGCUCGCCUGGCACAGCGCUGAGUUGUAGGGUGUGCUUGCUCACCAAGUUAGCUCUUUGAUUCUGUCCUCACUGUGGGCUCUUGUGUUUUGGGGACCUCGGGAGAAUGCGGACCCUGUCCAUAGUCCACCGGCGCCCAGUUGCCCUUCCUCUCUCCCCUUUCCCAGCCAUCCAGUUCUUAAGCUUUCUCUCCAGGUUUCUUUGUGUUCCUUUGAUUAAAUGUGAAAGCAAAUGUU
Molecule: messenger RNA, 4148 nt
Organism: Jaculus jaculus (lesser Egyptian jerboa)
Lineage: Eukaryota; Metazoa; Chordata; Mammalia; Rodentia; Dipodidae
Gene: Mpp2
Product: MAGUK p55 scaffold protein 2
Exons: 13
Coding region: 187-1845 (552 amino acids)
Cellular component (GO): plasma membrane; cell-cell junction
Molecular function (GO): protein binding
Source: RefSeq, a predicted model, not a curated record